Messenger RNA from Cygnus olor (mute swan), 1095 nucleotides. RefSeq names its product zona pellucida sperm-binding protein 3-like. Gene Ontology annotation, biological process: egg coat formation; positive regulation of acrosome reaction; binding of sperm to zona pellucida. Bases 18 to 1064 code for a protein of 348 amino acids. Gene Ontology annotation, cellular component: extracellular matrix. Gene Ontology annotation, molecular function: acrosin binding. NCBI's taxonomy places the organism in Eukaryota, Metazoa, Chordata, Aves, Anseriformes, Anatidae. The transcript has 8 exons. The record is from RefSeq and is a predicted model, not a curated record.
GUUGUUGCUCUCUGAGGAUGGGGAUGUGCUGGUGGGUGCUGGUGUGUGGGGCUGUGCUGGGGGUGGCAGGGACCCCCACGGCCCCAGCUGCUCCCACAUUUUCUGGCCAUGUGGCAGUGGCCCCAACACCGUCCUCAGGUGUGGGGACACAGGCUGUGGACCCAGCACCUGCUGCUGCCACUGUGCCUGGUGGGACUCAUGCGGAGCCCAGCAUGAACUUCACCUUGAGGCUCCUGCAUGGGGACUCUGGUGCCAUGAAGAAGCCGCUGGUGGUCAGCUCUGGUUCUGUCAUCCACCUGGAGGCCAGGGUGGACUUUGGGCCUGGUGUCUCCCCCAGGAUCUACAUGGACCAGUGCUACGGGACAAGUUCAGGGUGGCCGGGCCAUUCCAGGAGGGCCUACGUGGUGGUGAACAGCCAGGGGUGUCUGCAUGGCCCGAGUCUGGGGAGUGUGUCUGUCCAGCACCAGAGAGGGGCGUCUGUCCUCCAGUUCUCCAUCCUGGCCCCUGUGCUGGAGGUUGAGCCUGAGGAGGAGCAGGUCUACGUGCACUGCCUGCUGACGGCAUGGGGUGCCCAGAGGCACAGCCUGAGGUCCUGCUUCUACAGUGAAGCCGUAGCCAGGUGGCACAAUGCAGAGGACCCUUCCCAGAGUGCCCUGUGUGACUGCUGUGACACCAGGUGUCCCCCUGGUGACACCCCACCUGGACAGCAGCCAGAGUUCCCAGGAGAGGGGAUGCUCCACCAGGAGAUGGUUGGCCCACUUCUGGUGCAGGACCUGGAGCCAUGGUAUGAAGCGCCGUGCCGCACGGUGAAGAAGCUGCUGCUGGCUGGGCUGGCCCUGCUGGGCAGUGCUGUCGUGGCGGCUGCCCUCGUGGGGAGCGUGCUGGCCCUGGGCUUGGCUGUGUGGCGUCUGCGCAGGGGACAGCGGAGACGCCGGCGGCCGAGGCGGCAGUGUCCCUUCCAGGCUGAGCUGCAGGCUGUCGUGGGGGCCCUUGUCCCCAGGGAGCUGGAGAAACAGGGGGAGCCCGGUUUGGAGUACCGCAGCCUGGAGCACAGCUUGGUGUGAGUUGGUUCCUCGGCAAUAAAAGUCACUUCUC